GGAGGCGCCCAGGAGGAGCUGUGGUGAGGGUGUCCUGUGCUGGGGAGCCCAAUGGCACGUGCUUGAUGCCAAUGCAGUGUCCAUAGGCUCUGGCACACCCGGGACAUGGAUCACAGCGCUGGGACAGGUCCAUAGGGCUCCCCAGCAGGCGCCAGGCGAUGGCAGGAGCUCAGGUGGGGCUCCUGGGAACCUUCCCAGAGCCCCCGGUUGGGCCGUGCCCUGUCUCUGAUUCCGACUCCGACUUCGAGGACGCGGCUGUGGGUGGCACAGGACCCGGUGCUGGGGCACAGAACCCCUCCCAGGUCAUCCACAGCGGCCACUUCAUGGUGUCGUCCCCGCACAGCGACGCGCUGCCCCGGCGGCGGCACCACCGCACCAAGCCCGAGCCGGCUGAUCCCCGGAGCAUCGACCCGACCCUCACCCGGCUCUUCGAGUGCAUGAGCCUGGAGUACAGUGGGAAGCUGGUGUCACCCAAGUGGAAGAAUUUCAAGGGGCUGAGGCUGCUUUGCCGGGAUAAAAUUCGUCUCAACAACGCAAUCUGGAGAGCGUGGUACAUCCAGUAUGUGGAGAGGAGGAAGAACCCCGUGUGUGGCUUCAUCACCCCUCUGGAGGGAUUGGAGGCUGAUGAGCACCGAAAACCAGAGGCUGUUGUGCUGGAGGGGAACUACUGGAAGCGCCGCAUCGAGGUGGUGAUGAGGGAGUACCACAAGUGGAGGAUCUACUACAAGAAGCGGCUCCGAAAGUCCACCCGGGAGGGAGAGAUCUCCAGUCCAAAGCAGGAUGAGGGUGUCUGGAGGCCAACAGAGAAAUGGUGCAAUCAGCUCUUCUGCAACGUGGUGCCAAUGCUGCUUGGGGAUGAGGAAGAGGAGCCUGGGAGCAGGCAGCACUUUGACUUGGACACCUUCCUCUCAGACAUAUCUGACACGCUCUUCACCAUGACACAGAUGCCCAGCACUCACCAGGCACUCCCCGAGGACGCGUACAUUGGGAAUGCAGACAUGAUACAGCCGGAUUUGGCACCCCUGCAGCCCAGCCUGGAUGAUAUGGACAUCUCAGAUCUCUUCUUCAGCCACCGAACAGCCCCAUCACAGACACAACUGGGCUACCAGGAGCCAUCCUGCUUCUUGCCCAUGGCCGAGCCCCUGUUUGAUGCCGGGGAGUCCCUGAUGGGUUCUAGGGGGCUGCCUGCAAGCCCUGAGGCCCCACUGUCACCCGGCACCCUCCUCCAGGUGAGCAGAAUCCCAGCCCACAGCCGGUGGCUGCCGGUAUCCCAGCCACCCUCCCUGAUGCUCCGAUGUCUCCCACAGCCCAGCAGCGCCUCCCAGCUCAGCCUGCACAGCGCCUUCCUGGGCCCCGAGCUGCCCCCGGCCCCCCUGCCCCCCGAGCCCCCCUCUGCAGUGCCCAGCAGCUUCAGCCCCCAGCUCCGACACAAGCUCCCGCUGCAGUACGACCUCCCCACCAAGUGCCUCAGCCUGGAGCCACCAGGACCCCACUACAUCCCCCCCAUCCUGUCCCCUGGGGCACCACUACCGAGCCCAGACUCCCCCUUCUCCCCCGCCUCGGCCCCCCGCUCCAAGUUCCCCUACGCCAGCUCCCCUGGCCCCUCUCUCCUCACCCACCCUGCCUCCCCCCUCUCAGCCCCCUGCUUCACCCCCCACACCCCGGGGCUGGGCUACCCCACAGGCAUGGUGCCCCCAGGGUACCCCGGCCCUGCUGCCCCCCAGCUCCUGCCCCCUGCCCUGCUGGGCGACCCCAGGUUUGCCCCCCCCAAGGGGCUGCCCCAGGGUGGGGGGGGGCGGCCCAAGGCAAAGCCUGGUGGCACCAAGGCGAGGAGGCUGCCAGGACCCACCAUGCCCCACCUGCCUGUGUCCAACCCCUGCCUGAGCCAGUUGCUGACCGCAGCCAAGCAGGACCCAGCCCUGGACGCCCCUCGCCCGAUGGGUGCAGGACUCAUGCCCAUGGCCCCUGUCUCCCCGCAGAGCACUGUUCCCGAAGUCCCUGCCACCUUCCUCUCCAGAAUGGCCCAGCUGAGCCCAGGACUGGCUCCUGGCUCCAGCCCUUCCCCAGUGGUGCCGGUGCCACUGGCAGGCAUGCAACCGGGCUCCCUGAGAGUCCCCAAGGCAGAGCAGCUGUCUCCCACCUCAGCUUGUGACAGCAACUGGCGCAAGCCCAGCCAGGCUUCUCCAGGACCCACUGCAGGGCUGGGCACUGGCACCUCUGUGCACCACCCCGUGUCCCGUCGGGGCAGGCCUGAGUCCAACAAGCUGGAGAGCCGCCGCAUCACGCACAUCUCCGCCGAGCAGAAGAGGCGCUUCAACAUCAAGCUGGGCUUCACCACGCUGCACAGCCUGGUGAGCACGCUGAGCACCCAGCCCAGCAUCAAGGUCAGCAAGGCCACCACCCUGCAGAAGACAGCUGAGUACAUCUGCAAGCUGCAGCAGGAGCGGGCGGCUCUGCAGGAUGAGGCACAGCGGCUGCGGGAGCAGAUUGAGGAGCUCAACAGCUCCAUCAACCUGUGCCAGGAGCAGCUGCCGGCCACGGGGGUGCCCAUCACGCGCCAGCGCUUCGACCACAUGCGCGGCAUGUUCGACGAGUACGUCCGCUCCUCCACACUGCAGAACUGGAAGUUCUGGAUCUUCAGUAUCAUCAUGCGGCCCCUCUUUGAGUCCUUCAAUGGGAUGGUGUCCACGGCAAGCAUGGAGAGUCUCACCCAGACAUCCCUGGCCUGGCUGGACCAGCACUGUUCCCUCCCAGCACUUCGGCCAACCGUCCUGAGCUCCCUGCGGCAGCUGAGCGUCUCCACUUCCAUCCUCAGCGACCCUGCCCGUGUCCCCGAGCAGGCGGCGCGGGCGGUGGCGGCGCUGGGACGCGGCGCCUCCUCCUCCUCCUCCUGACUGCCCCAGGAGGGCGGCCCGGGGGCUCCGGGGGUCCCAGCCGGGGCUGCGAGGGGGCUGUCCCCAUCUUCCCCCCCGAUAAAGGACUCGCUGUGCCAUG
This is a messenger RNA of Pipra filicauda (Wire-tailed manakin), 2994 nucleotides long. It is a transcript of the gene MLXIPL, whose product is annotated as MLX interacting protein like. Lineage: Eukaryota; Metazoa; Chordata; Aves; Passeriformes; Pipridae. Gene Ontology annotation, molecular function: protein dimerization activity; DNA-binding transcription factor activity, RNA polymerase II-specific; RNA polymerase II cis-regulatory region sequence-specific DNA binding. Bases 159 to 2894 code for a protein of 911 amino acids. Gene Ontology annotation, cellular component: nucleus. Gene Ontology annotation, biological process: regulation of transcription by RNA polymerase II. The transcript has 16 exons. The record is from RefSeq and is a predicted model, not a curated record.